UUGUAAUACAUUACAAACAGGAAUCAUGUGGAAGAUAGCAUUGAGUGUAGCGUUCUUAGCAACGGUGUAUACCAGUCCUAUAGAAAAUGGAGUUGCGGAAAACUUUGUGGGCGCAGUAUCCGAUUGUGUGGACGGAGACACGUCAUUGUGUUUAAAGGAAAAAGCAUACAGACUAACCGAAAGAUUAGCAGUGGCUAAAAACUUAGACAUCUACGAAGGUAUCAGUCUUGUGAACACUGGUUCAGCUCGCAGUUCUAGAAGCUACGAGCCUUUAGUUGAAGAUCCUAAGACGAGGGAAACACAACUGGAGGAGAGAAUCGUUAAUAAUGUAGGCGACUUCUUAGACAAUCACGUACUGCAGUUGCGUUUGUCUGAAGAUUCAGAAGGUCGUGAUCUUGAUGAUGAAGCUCGUGGCAAAAAGAAGAAGAAGAUCAAGCAACUCCUGCCCCUCCUUCUCCUCUUGAAAGUCAAACUGGCAGCACUCGUCCCACUAUUUCUUGGAAUUAUAGCUUUCGUAGCAGUCAAGGCUGUCUUCCUUGGAAAGAUUGCAUUUGCUAUUAGUGCAUUUAAUUUAAUCAGGAGGUUAUUGAGUAAGAAUAAUCAUGAUUCAGGAGUUGUGUCCUAUGCAGCAUCUCCUCAGCAUCAUGAUGAGCAUCCAGGAUACUCCUAUGAACCAGCUGGUGGAUGGAGCAGAAGAGUCAAUGAUGCUCAAUCCCUAGCAUACGCUGGUCAAUUAGGAAAUUAGAAGAAUGAUUAUUUAUUAGUGUGUAUGUGUGUAUUUAUUUGUGUGUGAAAGUACCUCAAAUUAAUUUAUUAAAAAAAUAAAUUAUUUCUACUAAA
Messenger RNA from Papilio xuthus (Asian swallowtail), 840 nucleotides. NCBI's taxonomy places the organism in Eukaryota, Metazoa, Arthropoda, Insecta, Lepidoptera, Papilionidae. The record is from RefSeq and is a predicted model, not a curated record.